UCAUCUUCCUGCCUUUUUUUUUUUUUUUCUGCUAGAACACAGGGCCUGUGAAAGUCGACCCCUGCACUCCCGGGCUGCCCCUGGCCAUCGACACUUGAGACACUUGAAAAGGAUCCUGAGCUGUUUAGAGGCGUUAGGACAUCAGUGUGAAUUCCAGGGAUCCUGGAAGGCAUGUGAGCAAGGACCAGCAGAGGACAAAGGAACUGUACAGCAUCUGAGAGCUGAUCAUUUCCUUUUGGACAUUUCCUGCUUGUUCUGAAAAGCCUUGACUGUCUCAGCGGCUGCAGGAUCUACUCUGGGGGCUGGCGAGUUUCUUCCGGGAGCCAGAAUCAAGCAACACUCCUGGAAGGUUUUUGUCUCCUUGAACAGGCAUGGAUCUUGGCUGAAGGUGUCAGUCUUUAUGUGGUUUCUGACUUCCCCAGCUUGCAAAGCAGAGUGUUGUAAAUGAUGUCUUCCAGCGAUGUCCAGAUUUCUGUGCCCAUGUCAGAAAGAAACAGCAAUGGCCUCCCUGGGACGACCUCCAACGACAUGAAGACUGCGACUGAAGGAUCUGUGUUAAGUUUUCACAACAUCUGCUAUAGAGUCAAAGUGAAGAGUGGCUUCUGUGGUCGAAAAACAUUUGAGAAAGUGGUGCUGUCAGACAUCAGUGGGAUCAUGAAACCUGGCCUCAAUGCCAUCCUGGGACCCACAGGUGGAGGCAAAUCUUCGUUGUUAGAUGUCUUGGCCGCCAGGAAAGAUCCCCAUGGAUUGACUGGAGAUGUUUUGAUAAACGGAGCCCCUCAGCCUGCCAAUUUCAAGUGUAAUUCAGGUUAUGUGGUGCAAGAUGAUGUUGUGAUGGGCACUUUGACAGUGAGAGAAAACUUACAGUUCUCGGCAGCGCUUCGGCUUCCAAUGACCAUGCCGAAUCAUGAGAAGAAUGAACGGAUCAACAAGGUCAUUCGAGAGUUAGGUCUGGAAAAAGUGGCAGAUUCCAAGGUCGGAACUCAGUUUAUCCGUGGUGUAUCUGGAGGGGAAAGGAAAAGGACCAGCAUAGGAAUGGAGCUCAUUACGGAUCCUUCCAUCUUGUUCCUGGAUGAGCCCACCACGGGCUUAGACUCGAGCACAGCAAAUGCUGUCCUCUUACUCCUGAAAAGGAUGUCUAAGCAGGGGCGCACCAUCAUCUUCUCUAUCCAUCAGCCUCGGUAUUCCAUCUUCAAGUUGUUUGAUAGCCUCACCUUAUUGGCCUCAGGAAAGCUGAUGUUCCAUGGACCAGCUCAGGAGGCCUUGGAGUACUUCUCAUCUGCUGGUUACCAGUGUGAGCCCUAUAACAAUCCUGCUGACUUCUUCUUGGAUGUGAUUAAUGGAGACUCCACUGCUGUGGUGUUAAAUAGAGAGGAAGAGGGCAGGGAAGCCAAGAAGAUUGAAGAGCCUUCCAAGAGAGAGAGGCCACUCAUAGAUACGUUAGCCGAGUUUUACACCAACUCCUCUUUCUACAGACAAACAAAAGCGGAAUUAGAUCAGUUCUCAUGCACUCAGAAAAAGAAGAAGAACGCCGCCUUCACAGACAUCGCUUAUGUCACCUCCUUCUGUCAUCAGCUCAGAUGGAUUGCCCGGCGUUCAUUCAAAAAUCUGCUGGGUAAUCCCCAGGCCUCCAUAGCUCAGAUAAUUGUCACAAUAAUACUGGCAUUGAUUAUAGGCGCCAUUUACUUUCGGCUACCCAGUGAUAAUGCUGGAAUCCAGAACAGAGCUGGAGUGCUCUUCUUCCUCACCACCAACCAGUGUUUCAGCAGCGUGUCGGCCGUGGAGCUCUUUGUGGUAGAAAAGAAGCUCUUCAUGCAUGAAUACAUUAGUGGGUACUACCGAGUAUCUGCUUAUUUCUUUGGAAAGCUGUUUUCUGAUUUGCUACCCAUGCGGAUGUUGCCCAGUAUUUUAUUUACCUGUAUAACAUACUUCAUGCUAGGGUUGAAACCGACGGCGGCAGCUUUCUUCAUCAUGAUGUUUACCCUUAUGAUGGUGGCCUAUACGGCCAGCUCUAUGGCACUGGCCAUAGCAGCGGGCCAGAGUGUGGUGUCCGUGGCCACGCUGCUCAUGACCAUCUCGUUCGUGUUCAUGAUGCUUUUCUCAGGCCUGUUGGUAAAUCUCAAAACCAUUGCAGCCUGGCUGUCUUGGCUUCAGUACUUCAGCAUCCCUCGAUACGGCUAUACCGCUUUGCAGUAUAAUGAAUUCUUGGGACAGACCUUCUGUGGAGGAAAUAAUACAACGUGCACCACUGGUGAACAGCAUCUGGCACAGCAGGGCAUUGGCAUCUCACCUUGGAAUUUGUGGCAGAAUCAUGUGGCUUUGGCUUGCAUGAUGGUUAUCUUCCUCACAAUUGCCUACAUAAAAUUGUUACUUCUUAAAAAAUAUUCAUAAAUCCCCCUGGAACUUUCCAUGUGUCAUCUUUUCAUUUAACUAUUUGCUGUAUUUUAAUUAUUCAGUGAAAUUUACUGGUGGGGGUGGGGGGGCAGUCAUCUACUGAGUUGCCAUUAUUCUUUGGGGGUCAGCAGCAAUUAUUUUCAACAGAAAACAUUCCUGGAAAAAAUUGCAUGUGAAAAGAACCCGAAUAAAAACUGAUG
This is a messenger RNA of Ochotona curzoniae (black-lipped pika), 2594 nucleotides long. It is a transcript of the gene ABCG2, whose product is annotated as ATP binding cassette subfamily G member 2 (Junior blood group). Gene Ontology annotation, cellular component: plasma membrane. Bases 445 to 2391 code for a protein of 648 amino acids. Gene Ontology annotation, molecular function: ATP binding; ABC-type transporter activity; ATP hydrolysis activity. The record is from RefSeq and is a predicted model, not a curated record. The transcript is spliced from 19 exons. NCBI's taxonomy places the organism in Eukaryota, Metazoa, Chordata, Mammalia, Lagomorpha, Ochotonidae.